ACUGCGCAAGGGCUGACAACCCUGUUUUCUACACCACCAAAAACAAUUUCCAGAAAAUUUUUACCAACGCGAAAACGUUUUUUGCCCCAAACGUCUUGAAAAUCAAUAAAAAGUAAAAGCUAUGGACUUCCAGAACCGCGCCGGCGGCAAGACCGGCAGCGGAGGCGUGGCCUCCUGGUCGGAGACGAACCGCGACCGCAAGGAGCGCCUCCGGCAACUGGCCCUCGAGACCAUCGAUCUGAACAAGGACCCGUACUUCAUGAAGAACCACUUGGGUUCCUACGAGUGCAAAUUGUGUCUGACGCUGCACAACAACGAGGGUAGCUACUUGGCCCACACGCAGGGCAAGAAGCACCAGGAGAAUCUAGCCCGGAGAGCCGCCAAGGAGGCCAAAGAGGCGCCCUCAUCGCUGCUGGCGCCGGAGAAGCCCCGCGUGGAACCGAAGAAGUUCGUGAAGAUCGGACGACCCGGCUACCGGGUGACCAAGCAGCGGGAGCUUAGCAACGGCCAGCAGUCGCUGCUCUUCCAAAUCGACUAUCCGGAGAUCACGGAGAACAUCGUACCUCGUCACCGCUUUAUGUCCGCCUACGAGCAGAAGAUCGAGCCCCCGGAUCGCAAAUGGCAGUACCUUCUGUUCGCCUCCGAGCCAUAUGAGACCAUUGGAUUCAAGGUUCCCUCGCGGGAGGUGGAGAAGAGUGAGGGCAAAUUCUGGACGCACUGGAACCGCGACACAAAGCAGUUCUUCCUGCAGUUCGCCUUCAAAUUCGAACCUAAGAUAAUGCCGCCACCGCCACCGAACCUUCAUCGCGCGCUGGGACCGCCCGGCGGAUUCCCCAUGCCGGGUCCACCACGUCCCGCCAUGCAUCCCAUGUUCAAUGGCGUCCCUCCACCGCCACCCAUGUAAUCAAGAAAUCUAACUAACCAUUGGCUUCACUGGAAUCUUUGCAGUUCUGACAAGGUAAUCACCAUUAAUUAAGAGACUGCAGCAAAGUCCGGUUACCCUUCAAAUAAUAAACCAUUUUACACAUAAUACAACUCGAGUGCUUUGUAUUUUUGUUUCCGACUUAAUAAACUGAAAAAAUAUU
Drosophila elegans is the source of this 1085-nucleotide messenger RNA. It is a transcript of the gene Sf3a2, whose product is annotated as splicing factor 3A subunit 2. The transcript has a single exon. Gene Ontology annotation, molecular function: nucleic acid binding; zinc ion binding. The coding region runs from base 122 to 904 and encodes 260 amino acids. The record is from RefSeq and is a predicted model, not a curated record. NCBI's taxonomy places the organism in Eukaryota, Metazoa, Arthropoda, Insecta, Diptera, Drosophilidae. Gene Ontology annotation, biological process: spliceosomal complex assembly. Gene Ontology annotation, cellular component: U2-type prespliceosome; nucleus; catalytic step 2 spliceosome.